AUUCCUUCCGUUCUUCUCGCGCUCUUAUUACUACCAGUCCAACGGCCCCCAUCCUCUCUCUCGGGUUUCCCAUGUUCGUUGCUUUCGGGUUUCGUAGCGAUCUAUCGUGGUGCCUGGCACCACCCGUGUCACGAUAUCCGAGCCAAGCUGGGCUCGGAUAGCCAGAAGAGCGCCCGUCAUAGAGCCUCUUGGACGGGAGUCCGCCGCCCUUCCCAAGAUGACUUUGGCUGGCAUGCGAGUCCUUCCCCGGGAUGGGGAGGCCGGCAGCGCGCCCCUCACAACCGGCGCCAUCGCCGGCAUUGCUUGCGGCGCCGGUGCCCUCUUCUUGGGUGCGACCAGCCUGUUCAUCGUCUACUUUCGCCGUCAGCGACGGUACGCACGGGAGGACUACUCCGACUCGGACAGCUUCGACGACACGAUGCCACGGCGUGCCAUGGCCCCCGUCGUCACAUACACCAUGGACUACAAGAUCGAUAACCCGCAACACCACGAGGGCUCCUCGUACAUAUACUCUCCCGAGCAGGCCUCCUACAUUCUCUCCCCGCAAAGCACCUCCGACGCCGCCAGCGCCAUGCCCACCCACCCGGCUUAUAUCCCCCGUGCUUUGGUCAGGGGCUCUUCAACUCCGAGCAACCGCUCCGUGUCAACCACCUCUCCUCCGCCACCCUUCCUGAGCCUAAGCCCGCCAUACCCGCCCUCCAUCUCUCACUCCAGCAAGAUCCAGCCGGACGACAGCAUGAUCGGGGCUUACCUUGCGGCCGCCGCCCAAGCCGGGCCCCAAGCCCAGUCCCAGGACAGCCCACCCGAGGAGUCCGAUGCUGCCUCCUCCUCCUCCGGCCCGGCCAUCCGGCCUGCGCCGCCCCGCUCCGUCUCCCCUACCGACGGAAGCAGCAGCGACCACAAUAACCACCAACAGCAGCAGCAGCAGCAGCAGUUUCCCUUACCCAACGGGCUCCAGCCCCUGCCCGCGAGGCGCAAGCCCCGCGCCUACACCCCGCCGCGGCUCAACCUGGCCGAGGGCACGGCGCAGAACCGCAGCAGGAGAGAGCGGCCGCUGCUCGGCAAGGAGCACGCCACCAUCUCGGGCCCGCUCGCCUUCCCCCAGUUCUCCCACCCCCCGAUCGGCCCGCCUCCUCCUCCGGCUGUUCCUCCUGCUGCUGCUGCUGCUUCCAGGUCGGGCUGGCGCCGCGAGGAGGUCGCGGCGGACAUCUGGGACGGCGAGGGCGAGGAGCAGUGGCACUCGCAUGCGUCCCCGCCCGGCGAUGGCCGGCGGACCUUCCGCAGCCGGAUCGCCCUGGCCGGCGGCGGCGGCGGCGGCAGCGGCAGCGGCAGCGGCAGCGGUAGCAAUUCUGGCAGGGGCAGGGGCAGGGGCAGGGGCAAUGGCAAUGGCAAGAAGAAGCACGGCAGGAAGAAGUCGGACAGGGGUAGCGGCGGUUAUGGCAGCAACCGGCACUAUACCGAGGUCGAGAUCGGGAGAGGGAGCGACAUCUGGUGA
Molecule: messenger RNA, 1495 nt
Organism: Thermothelomyces thermophilus ATCC 42464
Lineage: Eukaryota; Fungi; Ascomycota; Sordariomycetes; Sordariales; Chaetomiaceae
Exons: 1
Coding region: 218-1495 (425 amino acids)
Source: RefSeq, a predicted model, not a curated record